Messenger RNA from Rhodofomes roseus, 1557 nucleotides. RefSeq lists its product as uncharacterized. The transcript is spliced from 5 exons. NCBI's taxonomy places the organism in Eukaryota, Fungi, Basidiomycota, Agaricomycetes, Polyporales, Fomitopsidaceae. Gene Ontology annotation, biological process: oxidative RNA demethylation. Gene Ontology annotation, cellular component: nucleus; cytoplasm. Gene Ontology annotation, molecular function: oxidative RNA demethylase activity; broad specificity oxidative DNA demethylase activity; ferrous iron binding. The record is from RefSeq and is a predicted model, not a curated record. The coding region runs from base 48 to 1454 and encodes 468 amino acids.
ACAAAUUACUAGUAAACGCUACUUGACCAUCACUGUCGCGAGCGGAAAUGCCGACUGCAACUGCUGCUGCCUCCACCUCUGACCUCCAUGACCCGAACAGUGCUGCAUACAAGAAGGCACGGCGACGACACCUAAAAGCUGCACGUAGUCGGCAGCACGCUGAGCAUGAGACCGACUGGACGCCCUUCCGGGCGGCGGAGAAGAAAUACAAGGCUCGCUUCCCUCCCCCGGACCUCUCUGAUGUUCUCGACCUCGCUACCUUGAAUACAUCUCGUGCGGAAGAAGUCUUGAGAGGCGCAUGGCAUGGGCGAGCAGACGCGGUAGCGUACAGGGAGAUCGAGCUAAAUGGUGACAACGAUGCGGGUCCUUCGACUGGCAGAAGGGCGUAUAUCUUCCCUGACAUACCUGGUCUAGUCCUGCUGCCGUCCUUCGUUGACCCUGAAGGACAGCGGCGGCUCGUGCGUUGGGCUCUAUGCGAGCAGGCCUGUCACCCGAAUGAGACGAAUCUCGAUACGCACUAUGUCCUCCCCGAAUCCGGUCUAUGGAACAAGUACAUUAGAAUACGCAAAGAAGAGUGCGAGGAUGAAUCCGUUCAGCCCCGCGCAGCCCUCUAUUCGAGUCCCACUGAGUCGGCGGCGGCUGAAGCUCCUGGUCCGCGAAGACUAGUGUCCAACGAGCCCGCGAGCAAGGAGAAUUACGACACCCUCUCAAGUACGCCGAAGCCUCCCGCCGCACCGUCACCCUCCGUCCAGCCGCUCCGCGUGUCUGCGCUAGUACCAAGACUCCGUUGGGCGAACAUAGGGUGGUCGUACCAUUGGGGGACGAAGCAGUACGACUUCUCCAAGGGGAAGGGGACGAUCGAUCAAGGAGUGCGCUCGGUGUGCAAGCGAGCGGUACGGGCGGUCAGGUGGGAUCGGGUUUUUGAAGACGAUAACUCUACCGCUGGCGAUUGGGGCGAGGACGGCCCUGACUGGGACUCAUGGCAUGAGACGUACGAGCCGGACGCGGGGAUUGUCAAUUUCUAUCAGACGAAGGACACACUCAUGGCCCACGUUGACCGUUCCGAAGUGUGUGCAACGUCACCGCUAGUCUCUGUAUCGUACGUGCUUGACCUCGUGCCUGGACAUCUCAAUCUCAGCGCAGAAUCUGAUAGUCUAGGAUGCGCGGCAGUAUUUCUCAUCGGAGGUCUGACCCGGGAGGUCAAACCUACCGCAAUACUACUACGCUCGGGUGACGCGGUUAUCAUGUCUGGUCCUGCUUGUCGGCGCGCUUAUCACGGCGUUCCGCGAGUACUGGAGGGUACUUUGCCGCCUCAUUUGGAAUCGGGCACGGACGGAGAUUGGGCUGUCUACGAAGAGUAUCUGCGCAAUAGCCGGAUCAACGUGAAUGUGCGUCAGGUCUUCCAGAGAGGGUUUGAUCCUACUGCCCCCACUCGACACGCAGGCGAUACGUAGAUUCUAUACGGCGCUGUGCAUUGUACAGUCCGGACUUAUGGCGUUCCGACCUCUAUACGCAUCCUAGUCGCAUUUACAUCACCCGUAUAUUCUCGGACGGUGG